GAUCAAUAUAAGUAGCAAUCUCCGUUCUCAGUGCUCCGCUAUUUACUUCGAGUCUAGUUAACGUGCAAGAUGGCAGCUAUCAUGAAAUUCGUCUUCCUCCUCGCAACUGCUUCGAUGGUUGUCAACGCAGCCCCGUCGAAAAAAUCCAUUGCCGAUGUAGUCGAAGUUACCGAAGAGUUCCGAGUUCGCUUCGAGGAACUCUCACAGGAGAAAGAGCAGAUGCUACAAUUCGCCCGUACGGCACUUUUUGCCACGUACCGUCACAUGAACGAAGACAUGCUGAUCGACUUGGGAAACACACGCAACACAAUCGAUUAUGGCUUUGACGAAACUCGGACGCUGAUCGCCGAAAAGCUGCUUAUGGGAGGAGAUGAGGACUGCCUGCUCGAUCUGGUAUCCCAGAUCCGCGAUGAACAACGUGCACUGGCCUCCGGUAUGAGUGUAUGUGCCGCAGGAAGCAACGAUGCCAAAGAUGAGCUAGCAUCUUCCUUCCUGGAAGUACUGAUACUUCUUCAACGGUUGGCCACCGCACAAACGGAAAUCGUUCUAUGGUCCUACACUAACUACAACUCGGUUGUGGCAUCAGCUGACCAUGCCGAUUAUUUGCGCCGUACCUUUGGCGAGAUGGAUUAUCUGUGGAAUACCCAGGUGAAGCAGAUCCUUCAAUUCGAAAUCGAUGCCAUGGAGCACAAUCGGCCGAUUCUGGUGGCGCAGAACUUGGACUGUCUGGAUAAGUUGCCGCAGCAGCUGCUAUUGUUCGAUGAGCAAAUUCGCAGUAAGAUCAGUACCUGUGCGGCACCGCUCAAAGUUUAGAGGUUAGGAAAGGAAGACGAAUAUCGCUCGCUUGUUGGUUAGAAUGUGUAUAUGGAAGUAAACGAUGUAUGUUUCGAGA
Molecule: messenger RNA, 892 nt
Organism: Topomyia yanbarensis
Lineage: Eukaryota; Metazoa; Arthropoda; Insecta; Diptera; Culicidae
Exons: 2
Coding region: 70-813 (247 amino acids)
Source: RefSeq, a predicted model, not a curated record